This is a messenger RNA of Achroia grisella, 2488 nucleotides long. RefSeq lists its product as uncharacterized. The transcript has 3 exons. The record is from RefSeq and is a predicted model, not a curated record. The coding region runs from base 312 to 935 and encodes 207 amino acids. NCBI's taxonomy places the organism in Eukaryota, Metazoa, Arthropoda, Insecta, Lepidoptera, Pyralidae.
CGCUCCGAUCGGUUGGACGUUAGGUAGCGCCGUCGCACCGCGCUGCACAUGCGACCGCGUAUCAAAUACGAUGACGGGUGUCCCGCGUCCGGUAACACGCACCCGCUUUCUACGGCCAAACGGUACAGAAGCCGCCUGCUGUCUCUGAGCCGUUAUUGACAUGUUUACAUCUGUUCACUCGUCAACAAAUAAACUUUUUCACGGUUAUCAACAUCAACUGAUUCAUAUGCGCUUCAGCUGAAGGAUUGCGAAACUGUACAAGUGAAGUUUAAAAAUACAUUGGCACUAGUGUGUGGUGACGCCCGUUCGAGAUGUGUUCGUGCAGUAAAUUCUACGAUUUCUGUAGGAACUCAUGCGGAGCAGGGAUGUCCCUAGACGAGGGUAGACAAUCACAGAGGCCGUACAGAUAUGGCAUGGUGUUGCUAUGCGCGGGUGCGCUCAUCAACUGGCUGGGCCUGGCUGAAGACUACGCAGAGCCCGUGCGCUACGUGGGCGUCGCGUGUAUAGUUGCUGGCGCACUACUCAUAUGCGCUGCAAUGUGCUGCUGGCUGCAGUCGCCGGCGAGGCAGCCGCAGAAUGACCGGACUUCACCUGAUACACAUCAGAUUGACGAUCCUAUCCACGUGAUCUCAAUGCCAGAUGAAGAAACAAUGCAACAGAAACCGCCGGAUUAUGAUACAGUAGCUGGAGCACCACCAACCUAUGACGAUGCGAUAAAACUAAACCCGGCCAGGUUGCUGCAGGCUACAAGCAGCGCACGCCACGACCUGCCACAUCUCACCGACACGUCGGUCAUCCCGGGGCAGCCUGAAGACGCGCUCCCACCAUCCGCCCAUCCUCCACAUGUGCCCCACAUAGGUAUAGUUCCUGUACACAGAUCCCAAGUCCCCAAAACCCCUCCACCCCCAUACAACCCUAUACAUACUAUUAGAUGAAAUCUCAGCCCAAAAUCUGUGUUACCUUAAAUAGACUGCUGUUUCAUGUGAUGAGAGUAAAAUAAUUAAUCGGACUUAAUAUAUUACUUCACUGAGCAAAUACGUCGUUGAUAUUUCGACGAGUGUAACGGUAUUAUAUUUUUAUUGUACGGACAUAUCCACGCAUGAAACGAUUAAUUUAAUUUAGUAGGUAUUUCGAUGGACCUAGAAGCGAUGUGUACUUAUGUGAUAUUAUGAAAGUUGUAAUUAGUUACUUAAUAUAUCUACCUGCCUACUGUACAUAACGUUAAAAUUUUAUAAAAUAAUUUUGAUAUUACUAUGUGCAUAGUGUUUAAGUUUCAAAUUAAAGCUCUUCCAAUAUUUUUAUGUCCAAGAAUCAGAUGUAAGUUUUACUAAUGAUCGGCAAUGUUUAAAUUCAGUAGUAGCACUGUGCCAUUCUUAUUAGAUGUAUGUUAUCGUCACUAUAGUAGCAACGUUAACACUAUCUUACACCAAUACACUUUACUGAAUAGGUUCACGAGUAGGUAUUUGUGACAUUUGCAAACAACUUUGACAAGAUUCAUAACGAUUGUUACGAAACUAUUUAUGUAUUGAAAGCGUAUUGUAUAAAUAAUUUGUGACUGACUUGAUAUAACAGAUUAUCUGUGGAUGAGUAAUUAAAGCGGGCAUAGUCAUAUUACAAGACGUAUUGAUAACAUAACACCAUUUCCGUUCAGUUUUUUGUUUCUAGUCUUCGAAUAACGUUUAUGCAAAGACAGCAAACAACAUAGUCUGUGUUUUAUAUAAUUGUCAGUUUUCUAUAUUCUACAAUAAGCAUGCAUAAUAAUUUGUAAUUUGUACAUAUUCUGAUUGCACAACUUGAAGACAUUCCGAUAUCGACUAGAAUUUUAGACGUGCAUAGUUUUGUAAUUAUCAAGACAUUUUGUAAACAAAUUAAGACUAAAACAAAUAUAAGUAUAAAAUAUGGUAUUCUAAACAUACAAUAUAAUCAACAAACAUAAUAAUCACACAUAACUGAAGUUAUGAACACCUAAGCAACUGUAACUUUAAUCCAUACGACUAUAGAAUAUAAUACGGUAUGAAUUACAUUUCAUAUAUCAUUAAUGUAUUAUCGACUUAUACAAAUGCUUAAUUUUGUAAUUUUGAUUGCGGAUCUCCGUGCAUGUAUGUGAGAUACUUAAUUGAUAUAUCAUGUUUGGCGUCCUGUUGUGUUUGAUUGGCCUAAAAAUAUACAGGUACCUACGUAUAAGUACUUAAAUACCUACUGAAAAAAAAGCAAUACAUCUCUAAGAAUACUUUUAAAAAUAAAAACGAGCUUUCUAGUAAUAAAAUGUGGGACCAAACUUUAAUGUAACAUAUCGAAAUAUUUAUGUGUGCUUAAGAUAACUUAAAUAUAACUGAAAAGUAACGAUCAUAAUAGAGUGCGUGCCUGCAAGUUAUCACUUAGAAUUUUACGAUGCUGAAGUUGUGCAUUUAUUAUUUGUACAUUGUACAAAAUAAUUGAAUGUUAAUAGUGUACAUAUAAAAUAAAUGUUGUUGAGUAAAAGGAGUCU